GAGGGGGGCUUGUUCGACUGAGCAUGCGUAGCUGUUGUGCGUCUUUCAAACUGAACAUCAUGCGCAUGCGUUGUUGCCUGCUGUCAUUCCAAUUUGUCGAUGGAAUAAUAACAACGGGUCUUGUAAUACCUUUGGCUGGCGAAUUCCCGCACACCGACCCUUGUCACCGAGUGAAAACAAAACCUAUUGUCGGCCCACAACUCCAAUUGUCUCUGAUUUCCCAUUUUCUAUUUAGACCUGAGACGAGAUGCCAAGCGGUCGCGCCAGCCAGCCUUCCCCAGACUAGACGGCACGAUCUAUGCUUGAUUGCCCGGCACGCAUAGCCCUCCUCUGUCUUUCAUGUGCAGUGCAGGGCUAUAAUUUAGUCAUGUAUCAGUGAUUCAUUGUGCGUUGACACAGGUAUCAACGCCGUCAUGCAAGACUAAUAAACAUGACUUUCACCGAGCCUAUGCCAUCCAUAAUAACGUACGCUACAUAGGCGAGAGACGUUCGUUUACCCUUCGACGCCACAGCUUCAACAACGAUGUCUGAGAAGUUUGGGGAAUUUUGAGAAGAAACACCUGGUCACAGUAUUUUGGUAUUAAAAAAAAAUGAUUGUCCUCCUAACGCUGUGCUCGGUGGUCGGUGUGGUCAGUGUGACAGUCGGCACUUCCAACAGAAGCCCGUCGUUACUUUUGUCCAGACCUCUCAUUGUUAGCGACAGGACACAGCCGCUACCUUUACCCCGAGAAAUCGUGGACGGCAUCACUGUCAACCUCCCACGACCCAAGGACCUGAACCCAAACAAACUCCAACGCCGUCUCCAGUCCGAAUUUGACCCUCAGUGGAUGUCGGUGGACGCCCCUUCUCCGGAUGACGGGUCGGAGGUGGAGUUGAACCCGGUGCACUCUGAAACGCCGGCCUGGCUUCUGAACGAGCUCCGCAAUCUGAAUUUGUCGCACGUGCCCAACAAUGUGGCGGGUCUCUCCGCCACAACCAUAAGCGCCCUGGAGGUCUGGCUGCUUGAACGGGCCAGCUGCCCCGUGCGCUACGAGUGGGUGGACAUAGGCCCACUGUUCUGGCCGCCGUGGGUCAAACACGGCACGUGCGUAGCCCGACAGUGCUCCUGGCCGUCCGGCAUGAGCUGCGUCCCCGGUGAAACCAACACCAUCACCCUGCUGAGAUGGCACUGCAGAUCUGCUUCAUUGGAGGAAGACGACAGGUCCUCCAAGAAACGAAACAAGUGCCGCUGGCUUAAGGUGCCUUACCCCAUCAUUUCUGAAUGCGUCUGCACGUGCGACCAGGGCACUUAAUCGUCUGCAUUAUACAAUUUCAUCUUCCCGCCAUUGUAGAACUUAAAAGAGAAACAGUAUUACCCCUAAAAUGCAUGACUUGUAUUUUUAACCUUCUGUUAGCUUUGUUAUGGUUUCUUUGCAAGGAAUGACAUGUGAAUUGAUGUCCGUGAUACGGAAUAUGUAAACUGCAUUAUUUGGCACCGGCACGGUGAAAAUAAAAUUGCCUUAUUAGACUAUCUUUACACGAGGCCGCGCUUCGGUCUGCAUGCUCUAGUCGGCUCGAAAGUAAACUGAAUGUCGUAUUUUACCGUAAAUAUAUUUGGUCCUAUAAUUAAUAUUUUACGUUUAUAUGUUUUUUUCCCGAAUCUAUAUAAUCGUGUUACAUUUUCAAUAUGUAAUUUGCCAUCAAAGAUGGAUAUAGUAUUAAUACCAUAGCGGUGUCGAAAGCAAUCAUCGAUUUGUUGAUUCGAUCAGUUUUGUUUGGGGGGGGCAGCCAGAUAAAAUAAUCAGUAAGUAUUUUGAAAUUUAUUAUUUAUGUAACUCAGUUAAAAGGGUUUUAUGAUUAUAAACAACACUGCAUUGCUUUGUACAUAACGCGUAUAUAAGUUAGGAUUUGGGUGCGGGUCGCCUCCAUGGGAAAUGUUGAAAUACACAAUGGUUACUGCACCUUAAAAUCGUUUUGGAAUGGUUUGUGUUUAUGAAUCGGAAAACUUUUAAGAAUCGAUUUUGUGUGUUAAUAAUACUUCGGUUUUUGUUGACCUUUUUAAUUUAACUGUUAAUUAAGGAACCAGGAAAACGGUCGCAGCUUGACAUCACGAUAUGCUGGAAAUGUAAAACAUUGCUUAAGAUGGAUACCACGUGGUAUUGAUGGACACAGGAUGACUCCACGCCACUAGCACUAUCGAAUGUCCCCAGUGCACCCGCGUCGUUUCUCCCGGGCAUGAUUUUCAUGAGUCGAGGUCGGAUUAUGAUAUUUCCGAUGUAUAAGCAAAGUAUUGGAGUAAGACUAUGUAUACUGCUAAUAAUGUUAGCCCUUGCAAAUUUCAAAUGUUUGAAUAACAGCUUUCUCUUUAAAAAGAUUGAAAGAGUGUCACAGUUGCAUUAUAGUUUAAUUUAUAAGCGAUAGUGUAAACGGUAAACUGAGCGGCUAAUUAUACCAUGGUCCCACAAUGCUGUCAGGAGGCUCCAUGUGGAAAAAGGUGAAACAAGAAUUAAAAGCGGAAAAAGUUGCAACAAUUUA
Molecule: messenger RNA, 2514 nt
Organism: Acanthaster planci (crown-of-thorns starfish)
Lineage: Eukaryota; Metazoa; Echinodermata; Asteroidea; Valvatida; Acanthasteridae
Product: noggin-2-like
Biological process (GO): negative regulation of cell differentiation; dorsal/ventral pattern formation; negative regulation of BMP signaling pathway
Source: RefSeq, a predicted model, not a curated record